UCGUUCGUCCCAUGUAUCAUCUACUCAAGGGUCUUCACGAAUAUCUGACCAGGAAGGAAGAAUUCUCAGUGAUCAUCCUGGGUCUUGAUGGAGCCGGGAAGACGACACUUCUCGAGAGGAUUAAAACUCUUUACAAUGAUACUCCAGGUCUCACGCCGGACAAGAUAGGACCUACCGUUGGGCAGAACAUGGGCAAGAUUACGCUCCCAUCCACUAUUCUCAAGUUCUGGGAUUUGGGAGGUCAGCGCGGCAUUCGAUCUAUCUGGCAUCGCUACUAUGAUGACUGCCAUGCUGUGGUCUAUGUUAUCGACGCCUCGGACCGUGAACGCCUGAGCGAAGGUUGGGAGGUCUUCGAAAACAUGUUGUCUGCACCACAGAUUCUUGGUGUACCGCUGCUCCUCCUUGCGAACAAGCAAGAUAGCGCCGAAGCGCUGUCCGUAGAGGAGAUUCGGAAUGACUAUGAAGACUGGUACAGGCACAAGCUCGAAAAUGCACGGAGGAUCUAUGUUUCUGAAGAUGAGAGCGGACUCCGUCGAGAGCGCAUUGCCAGUCUGGAUGUCAUGGGCAUCUCUGCUCUUGAAGGAGGACAAGCUCGGGAAAAUGUGGACUGAAUUUUAUGAAACAUAUGGCAGCCCGUUCAAACCGCUAGGCAUGAGCUAUUAGAUAUUCGAUGCACUGGAAGUAUCAUGUACUAUAGUCGAGCGAGGUCCCAGACUUUGCGUGAGGCUUUGGUGGGUGGAGUUAUCGGCAUCUGCGGCCACAGGGCAAUGUCAAGCUGGCGGACUGUCCAAAAAGGUCCGAGCCGCUCAGCGGGCGGGAUGUCAUCCGUAUUAAGCGUGGGGUGGCCGCGGCAGUCCCAGCUACGCUUCACUCUCCCGCACCCUGGUCUUCCCUGGUCAAAGCCAACACCUG
Phanerochaete carnosa HHB-10118-sp is the source of this 912-nucleotide messenger RNA. RefSeq lists its product as uncharacterized. The transcript has 6 exons. Gene Ontology annotation, biological process: protein localization to organelle; intracellular protein transport; Golgi to plasma membrane protein transport. The coding region runs from base 12 to 611 and encodes 199 amino acids. The record is from RefSeq and is a predicted model, not a curated record. Gene Ontology annotation, cellular component: Golgi apparatus. Lineage: Eukaryota; Fungi; Basidiomycota; Agaricomycetes; Polyporales; Phanerochaetaceae. Gene Ontology annotation, molecular function: GTP binding; GTPase activity.